Racocetra persica is the source of this 221-nucleotide messenger RNA. Lineage: Eukaryota; Fungi; Glomeromycota; Glomeromycetes; Diversisporales; Gigasporaceae. The record is from the annotation of a GenBank genome assembly.
AACCAAAAUACUUUUCAAAAUAUUGCAACUGGUAUCGAUGAAAUUAUUCAGGAAAUUGGUAUAGAAAAAGUAGUUGCAAUUGUAACAGACAAUACUCCUUGUAUGAAAGCUGCAUGGACGAUUCUUCAAAAUAAUUAUCUGCAAAAGAUUUUUCUUAAUUGUUGGGCUCAUAAAGUUAAUUUGUGGCUUAAAGAUUUACUUGGAUUGAAAUGGUCAAACAA